CUAAAAUAACUACGUUUUAUUUAUUCUCCCUAAAGGAAAUGCGCUUUGCUUAGAUACCAUUUUUCCAUGGUAGUUUUUUUUUGCUUUUAGAUUUGAAACAUUUUUACCAUUUUAUGCAAAAGUAUGCAAAAUGUAGAACACUGUUACAAGCAACUGUUUUCCUCAAACCGAUUUUCAGCACAAAGAUUACUAGUCUAGCUUACUCUCCAAAAAUUUAGCUUCUUUUGUUUUUAUUUGAUGGCAUGAAGUCAUAAUUUGUCAUAUUUAUUGAGCUUCAUAUAUAUGGAUUAAAAUGAGCCAUGGAAAAAAGGGGAGAUCUUCAAAAUGGGAAAACGAUUAAAACCCCGAAUACUUCUUGAACUUGACAUUCCAAACAUCAAACGAAGAAACGCUUCAUGUGAUGAACGUAAGCAGCGGCGUCGAAAGUAUUCAUUAUUAUGACGUUUAAUCAUCAAAAUCAAUUCUACAUAUUUUACGCUGACGAUGGCAAAAAAUGUUGUAGUGCCAAAAUUUCUACAAGUGAAUGAGCACCUUUAACAGAUGGUGAUUAAUCUAGAAUGGUAUUAAAGCAACCAACUCAAAGUGAAGCUUUAUUUUAAUUCAAAAUAAUUCAUAGUAAAGUACGAAGUUAAAAUUUUUUCUUGUUGAGAAAGUAUCGAAAACAGACGAGAAAAAAAUCUACUUAUGAGAACUAAAUUACCAAAUAUGGAACCGGAAAUAGUUAGUCGUAAUCAGCGGAAGCCCUCAUUGGACAAUUUACUCCUCGGAGACAACUCUCCUCAAAUCCCAUUGGACAACGAGACGGAGCCGAAUGGAGGGGACGAGAUGGACGGAGGAGAGCAGGAGGAAGACUUCUUCAAACUGUCGGCCCAAGAGUGGCAAAAUAGGACUCUGAUGCCGCUCAAGGAAGAUCUAGCCAUGUGGAUUUCAGACCUACUAGACGUUGAGAUUUCUUGUCAGAACUUCUUCGAGAGACUUCAAGAUGGAGUCAUUCUUUGUAAACUAGCCAGACAUAUCUGUGAACACGAAGUGCAGUGGAAGGGAGCCUCACAAGCAACCCCUUUCAAGGCGCCUAUAAACUUGAGAAGUGGGCCCUUCUUCUCCAGAGAGAACAUCACCAACUUCCUCCGGUGGUGCAAGGCUCUCAACAUCAAUGACACUUGCCUCUUCGAAUCCUCAGACUUGCUGCACUUAAAACAUCUAAAGAACAUUAUAGUUUGCCUGUACGCAAUCGCAAGGCGCUUCAAAAAUUGCCCAACCUUAAAACUCCCGAACCUAAUUCAACUCGAAGAGGAAAUGGAAUUAAACAGUUUCCUAUUGGACAACGACAAAGAUGACUCAUACAUUGACUCGCCUGACGUCACUACAACUUCCGAGCACUGUUUGAGCAGUAGUACGAGUUCGUGUAGCCCGCAGUCAGUUUUAGACGAAUUUGCCGACUGUCAAUUAACCCGCUCUCUUUGCGAAACACCCGAACAAAGGCGGUUUAAGCCGAACCAAACCCAAAACACGACUACCCCAAGAAAAUCUCGCAUUCCAAGGUAUUCAUCGAAAUUGGCAGUUUCGACGUCGAAGUUGAAUAUUUCCGGCACCGGUAGUUGCUCGGAUAUAAGCGAGCACGAGGGAAGCACUAUUCACAACCAAUCAAGAAGCAGAAAAUCGAGUAUUCCGAUUUUGGACAAACGCGACGGACGAAGGCCAAGCCAAACUCCGAAUCGUAAUCGAGAAAGCAGCGACAAUAACAAUAACGAGAACAACAAAAACAACAAGCGAUCAAAAAGUGUCGACUAUAAAAAGAAAAUGUUUAUAAACUCGAUGACAAUCCGCUUAGCUAAACCAAUAUCAGACUCGUGUGAUAAUUUAGACCAACCACCCAAAAAGGAUUUGAGACGAACAAAAUUUUGUAAGCCGAACUGCUCGCCGCAGAGUCGUUGUUGCCUAAAGCAAGAGUCCGAGCCGCGUAGGAAGCGACAACGGGACGACGAUUACGUAAUAAUGGAUCUCGACGAAGAGCCCCCUCCAGCUUUGAUUGUUUCGAAAUUCGACCGUAAAAUCCGCCGAAUAAUCAAAAAGUGCAAAUGUGAAGACACUGUGACAGUGAAGAAAUUGGCAGAAGGGACUUAUCUCAUAAAUGACCGCAAAGUUUACAUCAGGAUUCUGAAUCGCAAACACGUAAUGGUCAGAGUGGGAGGGGGAUGGCAGACAUUUGAGGAGUACUUGUUACGUCAUGACCCUACUAAGGUGUCCGUCUUUGCCCGGGACGGAGUCACAAUGCUGGAUUCAACCGCAAGACCCCCCGCAGAACAGGGAUUUCUGGUAGCAUCUGGUGCAUACAGAUCCACCGCUGUGUAAAUUUCAAAUCACCAGACCUUUUGACCUCGAUAAAAAACAAGAGUCUCAAAAUAUGUUGCUUUGAAAGUAGUUAUAUCAAUUAUGAAUUAAAAAAUGAAAUUUAAAUCACUGAUUCAAUGAAAGUUAAAGCAAAUAGUUUUUAUCUUUCCGGUGCUAAAAUCCAAUAUGCUGUUUUUGGCGUCAAUAGAAUUCUCAAUGUGAAAAUUACAUAAUCAAAUAUUGCCAAUUUUAAUUUGUUUGUGCAUAGUCAGCGAAAGAAAUUUAUUAAUCCAAACAUCGAUCUUCA
Molecule: messenger RNA, 2638 nt
Organism: Symsagittifera roscoffensis
Lineage: Eukaryota; Metazoa; Xenacoelomorpha; Acoela; Convolutidae
Product: growth arrest-specific protein 2-like
Exons: 8
Coding region: 685-2352 (555 amino acids)
Biological process (GO): actin crosslink formation
Cellular component (GO): actin filament
Molecular function (GO): actin filament binding; microtubule binding; cytoskeletal adaptor activity
Source: RefSeq, a predicted model, not a curated record